Messenger RNA from Anolis sagrei ordinatus, 865 nucleotides. It is a transcript of the gene B2M, whose product is annotated as beta-2-microglobulin. NCBI's taxonomy places the organism in Eukaryota, Metazoa, Chordata, Lepidosauria, Squamata, Anolidae. The record is from RefSeq and is a predicted model, not a curated record.
GCGUGGGUUUGGUUUGUCCAGGUUCAGUUGCAAUCGGAUUAAUCUGAAUUGCAGACGGGUUUUGAGCGAGAAGGAGACAACAUUUGGGUCUUUUUCGAGGCCAAAGCCAUGGCCAGAGCCGUCUUCCUUCCCUGCGUGGCCUUCCUCCUCUGCAUUGCCUGCCUUGAAGCCAUCCAAAAGACUCCCAAUGUGCAAGUGUAUUCCCGCUACCCUGCAGUGAAGGGGAAGGAGAACACUGUCCAUUGCUAUGUGGAGAAUUUUCAUCCUCCCAAAAUCAAUAUCACUCUUCUGAAGGAUGGUGCCCCGAUGACGGACGUGAAGCAGUCUGACCUUUCCUUUAAGCCGGACUGGACCUUUGAGCGCCUGGUCCAUGCUCAAGUCACUCCUGAUGGGUAUACGGAGUAUGCCUGCAAAGUGGAGCACAUCACCCUGCCCACUCCAAAGAUCGUCAAAUGGGAGCAAGACUACUAAGGAAAUGAUCCAAGAAGUAAGGUUUGAAAAGCUUUGCUUUCAAGCACGCUGCCCACCCGUUCCUCCUUGCAUCGACAUGCUACUAAUGUCUCCGCCUUUCCAGUCGAUCCUCUAUUAGACGACACUGAAGAUUGCAUUGAAACUUGCGCUAUCAUGGCUUGAUUGUAACCUUCAUAUAUUUAAAAUUUGAGCUUUUUUUUAAAAAAAAUGUGAUUUUCUGUUCAUUUGCCUAAAUUGCUAUCAUGAAAGUUCGCUUCCUUUUCUGGCAGAAAUAUAUAAGGAAAGAAUUCAAGAGAUAUGUAUUACAGAUUGGUGACGGAUUGUUUUUUGUUUGGUAUAUCUGAAAAGCAAAAUGAUUGGAAUAACCUAAUAAAGGACAAUUACUAACCUUUUA